Messenger RNA from Myripristis murdjan (pinecone soldierfish), 1513 nucleotides. It is a transcript of the gene fancl, whose product is annotated as FA complementation group L. Bases 297 to 1412 code for a protein of 371 amino acids. Gene Ontology annotation, cellular component: nucleus; Fanconi anaemia nuclear complex. Lineage: Eukaryota; Metazoa; Chordata; Actinopteri; Holocentriformes; Holocentridae. The record is from RefSeq and is a predicted model, not a curated record. The transcript has 14 exons. Gene Ontology annotation, molecular function: ubiquitin protein ligase activity. Gene Ontology annotation, biological process: interstrand cross-link repair; protein monoubiquitination.
GACGUGUAUUGUUUUGGUUUACAUGGCGGGAGAGAGCAGCGCUAGCCCAAACCAAACGACUUUCGUGAUAUAUUGUAGUUGCUUAUGGUCCAUUAGCCCGAGUGUUUAGCUCAGGCUCAGGUUUUUCAGUCAAACUUUGUUCUUUCAUCGUGAUUUCACUGCAGGUCGAAGCUUCCUUUUUGGGGCUUGCUCACGGUAACUUAGCCGAGGAAGCGGUUAGCCCUCAUCUGACAGCUCUGACCGUAACGCUAACGCAGCUUAGUUAAAUAAAGUGAAGUCUGAUCAAGCUGGACACGAUGGAGAGUUCACUGGUUAAAGAAAACCCGCUGCUUUUACCUCUCAACCAGGAGAAAACGAUCUACGAUGGAUUUAUUACAGUCCAGGAACGAGACUUCAGAAUGAGAAUACACCUGCCACCAGAUCACCAACUCAAACAGGCCAAAUUGCAUUGUUGUUGGCAGCUGAAACACCUGUUGCGUGGAUAUGAGUGCAUAGUGAAGCAGAGGCUGCAGCACUCGGCUGAUCUUGUCAGUUUCAUUCUGGAGCUGAAGACCGUCUUGGAAGUCGCCCUGAAGAGCCAUCCCGAGUGCCGUUCCAUGCCGCCUCCGCAGUAUUACUCCCAGCUCAUCUCUGAGAUGGAGGCCCUCGGCUGGGACAAGUUGCUUUUCAUAGACACAGAGUUUCGUACGUUGAGACUGAAAGCCGACGACUCCUCUGGAAGACAGCAUGUACUCACUGUUCAACUUAAGUCUAAGCACCCUGCAGAGCCUCCCGAAUGCUCCGCUGACCUGCCCAUCCCUCUCGCUAUAACCUGGACACCACAGAGCACUCUGGAGCAGCUCCACAGCCAGUUCCUGCUGGUUUUGGAGUCCCUGGCGGAUUUCUGGGCCGUCCUGGACGAGAUCGACCGCGAGACCUGGAUCCUGGAGCCGGAAAAACCCAGCCGGGCCGACACCAUGAGGCGGAUCGCCAUCGGGAACAACGUCUCCAUCAAGGUGGAGGUGGAUCCCAGACACCCCAAGAUGCUGCCGGAGUGCUGCCUGCUGGGAGCCGAGCACGUCGUGACCCCGCUGAGGAGCAAGCUGAACGCCAACAUGCACUCGUGGAACCCGGACUCCAGCGUCUUGCACAACCUCCGGGAUGUUUUGGAGAUCGAAUUCCCGUCACCUGCCACCCACGAAAAAUCUAGCUUCAGCGUUGAGUGUGGGAUCUGUUACUCCUAUCGGCUGGAAGCUGCAAUCCCUGAUCAAGUGUGCAAUGAUCCUCGCUGUGGCCAGCCCUUCCACCAGGCCUGUUUGUAUGAGUGGCUGCGAGCGCUCCCUUCCAGCAGGCAAAGCUUCAGCAUUGUUUUUGGAGAGUGUCCUUACUGCAGCAAGCCAAUCACUGUGAAGAUGGCAGCACAGAAGUCUUGAAGUGGAGUCUUUGAUCCUCUAAACCGCAGAUGGAGACAUAAAGAGUCCAUAACCAGUCUCAGGUUUGAUCAAGGCAAACGCCACUGUGGAUAAGAAUGCCA